AUGCCGUCUGAAACCGAGGGUAGGCUGUACAAAGCCUUCGGCAUCUCAGCCGACGAACAUGGCCCUAGCCAAUGGUACCCCGGCAGUAAUGCUGAGCUCGAGGUCAUUUGUCUGGGGCUCUCGCGUACAGGGACCACAUCGAUGCGCGCUGGCCUUGCUAUGCUAGGUUUUGGACCGGUUCACCAUGGAGUCGAACUUUUCCGCCGUGCCGACCAUAACGAGAGGAUGAUUGCGUUUCUGAAGUACUUGAACCAGCAUCCGCAAGAAAGUCGGCAGCCAAGUCCCGACACUAUCGAGCGCCUACGCAAGCUCAUGCGGGGAUAUCGUUCGACCCUAGACGGCCCUCUCUGUGACAUGACCCCAGAAUUGGUCGCAGCAUAUCCCAACGCGAAGUUCAUAUUGACUGUGCGAGACUCGGAGGCGGUCUGGUGGCGGUCCUGGAAAGAGAGCUUGGGUGUCAUGUUCAUCCCGGGCUGGAGACACACAAUCUGGUCGUCUCUCAUAUCGUCUGUCAAGCGCUUGAGACGUCUGAAUGCUAUGAUCCAGGAAGACAACAAACGACUCGUGAGGGACUGGGGUUCUGUGGGCCCCCACAUAUAUCGUCUGCACAAUCAACAGGUGCAUGAUCUGGUUCCGAAAGGUCGACUGCUGGAGUACAAUGUGAAGCAGGGCUGGGAACCACUCUGCAAAUUUCUCGAGGUUGACGUACCAGACGCCUCCUUUCCGAUGCUCAAUGAUGGUGCCAGCAUCAAGGCUAUUGUACUUGGGCAGCAGAUUUUCGGCGCUGUGGUGUGGGCAUUGUAUAUUGGAGUGGCUUGCGGGGCCAUCUAUCUCGCCACGAAUCCUCCAGAGCUUCAGCACAUUUGGACAGGAGCAAAUGGCUGGCUGGGUCAGAAACCCGGGUCUUGA
Messenger RNA from Cladophialophora yegresii CBS 114405, 909 nucleotides. RefSeq lists its product as uncharacterized. The transcript has 2 exons. The record is from RefSeq and is a predicted model, not a curated record. Lineage: Eukaryota; Fungi; Ascomycota; Eurotiomycetes; Chaetothyriales; Herpotrichiellaceae. Bases 1 to 909 code for a protein of 302 amino acids.